Boleophthalmus pectinirostris (great blue-spotted mudskipper) is the source of this 648-nucleotide messenger RNA. RefSeq names its product NCBP2 antisense 2 (head to head) (gene ncbp2as2). The record is from RefSeq and is a predicted model, not a curated record. The transcript is spliced from 3 exons. Bases 199 to 504 code for a protein of 101 amino acids. NCBI's taxonomy places the organism in Eukaryota, Metazoa, Chordata, Actinopteri, Gobiiformes, Gobiidae.
UUCCAAAUAGUAAAUAUACAAAAAGGAAGCAGGGGGCGCUAUGCUUCAGGAAACAAGCGGAAGUAGGCUCAUGUCAUUAGGUAAUAGUUAACAGUGACCUGUCCGAGCGGGAAAACAUUGUAGGACUUCACGUUUGACUGGCAAAGCUAACCACUAAGCUAGCACGCAAGCUAACAGAGCUAAGUUUGACUGUAAACAAUGCUGGGUCGUAUGCUCUACUCGCUCUUGAACAACCUCCAGGUGGUGGAAAAGUUGGCAGAGUCUCGUCCCAUUCGCAGAGCUGCUCAGAUCACGGCCUAUGCCAUCACCAAAGCCCAGAUCGCGGGGCAGGAUGCGACCAGGCGGGUGCUCCGGUCCGAGACGCUGAAGCAGGUGCGACAGGAGGCCGGUCAGGUGCCACGGGACAUUGGGCAGGUGGGCUCCCGUCUCAAGAGAGUGGGAGACACGUUCAUAAACGAGGUGAAAGAGGGGCUAAAGGAUGGUUCCAGGCACAUCAAGAAAUAAGGAGAUCUAUAUGGACAAGUGACUGUGAUUACAUGCUGUCCUGUGGCAGUGUGACUGGACACAACAAAAUCUAUGUUUCACUGUUUGGGGGAUACUAAUUUAUAUAAAAGAUUUAUAAUUUUAAUAAAGGAAGGUGGAAUCAUG